AUGCAAAUGAUUUGGCGACGACUGAAUGAUAAAAGUAAAAAUUGGCGUCAUGUGUACAAGUCACUUGUUCUACUGGAUUAUUUAACGAAAACAGGCAGCGACAAGGUGGCUACACAAUGUCGGGAAAAUAUUCACUCGAUUGAAACACUCAAAGAUUUUGAAUAUGUUGAAGAUGGUAAAGAUUGUGGUCAAAAUGUUCGUGAGAAAGCACGUCUGCUAAGCGCACUUCUUAGAGAUGAAGAACGUCUGCAUGAAGAACGUACAAAAGCUUUACUAGCUCGUGAUCGUUUAAUGCAUGGUGGACUUGGAAUAACAGCGUCUGCUUCAGCUGGUGGUGAUUCACCGAAUAAAUAUGGAUUUUCAUCUACUGGUCGUAGUAGUUAUCCAAUUGGAUAUCCUGGUUCAAGUUAUUUUGAAAAAUCAACCUUACCUUUACCUUCAAAAUCCCCUGUCCCGCAUGCUUCAACUGAACUGGAAUCGGUUAGGCCACAAUCUGCUGGUGAAGAACAACUUCAUUUGCAACUCGCUUUAGCUAUUAGUAAAGAAGAACACGAUAGAGAGGAACGCCGAAGACGAGCUGAAGAGGCAAAAGAAGAAGCCAAAGUACAAAUGGUGAUAGAACAGAGUCGUCGGGAAGAACAGAAGGAUAAAUCAAGUCGACAUUCAACAUCGAAUAUUCCUUCAGCAUCUAGUGCUUUUGAAUCACCGUCGUAUACUUCUAGUGGUGGAUUGUUCAGCUUAGUCGAUACUUCAUUAUCGGCUGCACCAGCUCAUCUACCAGAUCCAUGGUCAACACCGUUAGUACCUCCAAACAAUCCCCUGAAUAAUACAUCAUCGCCUACUCCGUCUACUUCGUUUACUAAUAAUACAUUGGCUCCGUCAACAUCAUCGACAUUUCCACUUAUACCUAUUGAUGAUCCUUGGAGUCCAAAAAGUCAGCCAAAUGUUCAAGCCUAUCCUACAGCAAGUAAUUCCGAUAGUGUGUGGAAUUUAGAAUCGACUCUAGGUGCUACACUACCGUCCACAUCGAAUAUAAAUAAUGAAUCGAAUCCAUUAAAUCAUCAUAAUCAACAGCAUAACAUAACUACUAACAACACCAACAACACUGUCACUACCACUCCAGCUACCAGCAGCACCACCACCACCAUGGCCAACAACAAUGGUCACUUUGAUUUUGAUUUAAAUGGAAAUGUAGUUAAUGGUAGUGAAAGUUUCCAGCAGCAACAACAACAGCAGCACCAGCAGCAGGCUGUUGCUUCGUCUUCUUCGUCGUCUUCUUCUGCUUCUCAAACCAAUCAGGCCUCUUCAUCAUCAGCCAACGAGUUGCAACAAGACCUGCAACAACAACAACCUGUACGUAAACGAACUCCUGCUGACUUCUUAGGUGAACAUCAAAAACUGGUUGAUCUAGAAAAAUUGGUUGAGAAAAAUCCAGCGUCAACGAAUCCGUUCACAGUUGGCCCAAAAUCUGUAACAGGCGCUGCAUCGAAUCCAUUCAUAGCUAAUCAACCUAUAAAACCAUCAUUGAAUCAGUUGGCACCGUCAUCAGCCGCCGCUUUACCAGGACCAAGUUAUUAUAAUCCUUCGGUGAAUAUUCCUACUGCUGCUGCUAAUAAUCAUAUUAAUAAUCCAAUGUACUAUCCGGUUCGACCUUAUUUCGCCGCCGCUGCCGCUGCAGCUGCAAAUGUACAACCUAAUUAUUUAGUAGCGAUGAAUUCAAAUGCUGCAUGGUCUGUUCUAGAUGGUUCUGGCGGUAAUAUGAUGCAUCAUCAACAACAACAACAAACAAGUAGUUUGAAUCCAUUUUAUUGA
Trichobilharzia szidati is the source of this 1812-nucleotide messenger RNA. The record is from the annotation of a GenBank genome assembly. Lineage: Eukaryota; Metazoa; Platyhelminthes; Trematoda; Strigeidida; Schistosomatidae.